AUGGAUUUUGACAAUUUGUAUGAGUCUGGACCAUAUCUGCCAAUUGAAUCUCAGAAUGGUUUUGGAGUGUCAUCGUCGUCUGAGCCAACUGGAGCAUCGGAUCAAGCCUCUCAGGUUCAGAUCAUAACAGAACCUGUUAAUCAGUGGAGCCCCAUCUCUAUUGCUCCAACGGCUCUGCCAACACCGUCGUGUUCUUCCAGUUUGGCGCCAAAAUACACAUGGAAUCAAGAAGAUGAAGUAGCUCAGCUCCGAGGAGAACUUGCGAUGGAAAGAGAGAAAAGCGUCAGAGCAGAAGCUGAAAUCCAAAAGCUCCAGGCGUCGGAAAGACUCUCGGCUGAUAUGGUGAUAAUGCAUCAUCUUCGUUCUCGUGAAUUGGAAAGAGAGAACCAAGCUCUUCAGAGUAAAAACAAAGAUCUUGAGAAAUCUCUAAAAACUACGGUGCAGUCAUCAUCUUCGUCGCACGGAGCAUUUUCUCACGGAGCAGCAGCCAUCACUCGAAUCAAAAAGGAGAUUCUAGAAGACGAGGAGCAUUCGAUGACUCUCGAUGAAGUCAGAGAGAUUUGGAGGAAGAAGUUCUCUGGAGGAAUCCUCCCAGGAAAGAAUUUGAAACUUGGAUGUUACUUCUUCGACCCAAGCACGAAUGAGGCUCCCCAGAAAGUCAACGACGCCUCCAACUCGUAUAUUUUCUAUAGAAACCAGCGACCGGCGUCAAAAGGAUAUUCAAAAUGGAACGAGCUGACAUUGAUGGAGAAAGAAGAGUGGACCAACUUGUGGAGAAUACUCAGAAAAGAGCAGGAACGUCAAUGGAAGGCGGGGCUCAUCAAGUUUGAAAAAGUCGUGCUAUUUAGAAUGAAGAAAGAGAAGAGUUUUGAAUAG
Caenorhabditis briggsae is the source of this 876-nucleotide messenger RNA. The transcript is spliced from 8 exons. Bases 1 to 876 code for a protein of 291 amino acids. The record is from RefSeq and is a predicted model, not a curated record. Lineage: Eukaryota; Metazoa; Nematoda; Chromadorea; Rhabditida; Rhabditidae.